ACUGCCCAGAGGAGCAAGUUCCCAGAGCCAAGCUACAGAGCUACCCUAGUGUCUCCAGGCUGAGGAGAUGGUGACUGGCAUACAUGGCUCAAUUUGUCCAGGUCCUGGCUGAAAUAGGUGACUUUGGUCGCUUCCAGAUACAGCUAUUGAUCCUGCUGUGUGUUCUCAACUUCCUGUCUCCCUUCUACUUUUUUGCCCAUGUCUUCAUGGUCCUAGAUGAGCCCCACCACUGUGCAGUGGCCUGGGUGAAGAACCACACUUUCAACCUGAGUGCUGCUGAACAGCUGGCACUGAGCGUGCCCCUGGACACUGCAGGCCACCCAGAGCCCUGCCUCAUGUUCCGGCCACCCCCUGCCAAUGCCAGCCUGCAGGACAUCCUCAGCCACCGCUUCAAUGAGACGCAGCCUUGUGAUACGGGCUGGGAAUAUCCUGAGAACAGGCUCCCAUCCCUAAAGAAUGAGUUCAACCUGGUUUGUGAUCGGAAGCACCUGAAGGACACCACACAGUCAGUGUUCAUGGCUGGGCUCCUUGUUGGCACCCUCAUGUUUGGGCCCCUCUGCGACCGGAUUGGCCGCAAGGCCACGAUCCUGGCGCAGCUGCUCCUCUUCACCCUCAUCGGCCUGGCCACAGCCUUUGUGCCCAGCUUUGAGCUCUACAUGGCCCUGCGCUUUGCUGUGGCUACUGCCAUCGCUGGAUUUGGCUUCAGCAAUGUCACCCUACUGACAGAAUGGGUGGGGCCCUCAUGGAGGACGCAGGCCGUGGUCCUGGCCCAGUGCAACUUCUCCCUCGGGCAGAUGGUGCUUGCGGGACUCGCCUACGGUUUCCGCAACUGGAGGCUCCUUCAGAUCACCGGCACUGCGCCUGGCUUACUGCUGUUCUUCUACUUCUGGGCUCUGCCAGAAUCUGCACGUUGGCUCCUGACCCAUGGGAGGAUGGACGAGGCGAUACAACUGAUCCAGAAGGCAGCCUCAGUCAAUAGGCGGAAACUCUCCCCGGAGCUCAUGAACCAGCUGGUCCCAGAGAAGACAGGCCCCUCAGGGAGUGCCCUGGAUCUGUUCAGACACCCCCAGCUCCGGAAGGUGACCCUGAUUAUCUUCUGUGUCUGGUUUGUGGACAGUCUGGGGUACUACGGCCUGAGCCUCCAAGUGGGGGACUUUGGCCUGGACGUCUAUCUGACGCAGCUCAUCUUUGGAGCCGUUGAGGUGCCUGCCCGCUGUUCCAGCAUCUUCAUGAUGCAGAGGUUUGGCCGCAGGUGGAGCCAGUUGGGGACCUUGGUCUUGGGUGGCCUUAUGUGUAUCAUCAUCAUCUUCAUCCCAGCAGAUCUGCCCGUGGUGGUCACCAUGCUGGCUGUGGUGGGGAAGAUGGCCACAGCUGCCGCCUUUACCAUCUCCUAUGUGUACUCUGCCGAGCUUUUCCCCACCAUCCUCCGGCAGACAGGCAUGGGGCUGGUGGGCAUCUUCUCACGGAUCGGGGGCAUCCUCACACCACUUGUGAUCCUGCUGGGAGAGUACCACGCUGCCCUCCCCAUGCUCAUCUACGGCAGCCUCCCCAUCGUGGCCGGCCUGCUCUGCACCCUGCUGCCAGAGACGCGUGGCCAGGGCCUGAAAGACACCCUCCAGGACCUGGAGUUGGGGCCUCACCCAUGGUCUCCCAAAUCAGUGCCCUCAGAGAAGGAAACAGAGGCCAAGGGAAGAACUUCCAGCCCGGGAGUGGCCUUUGUGAGCAGCACAUACUUCUGAUUGAGGUCUCUAAGAGCUGGACCAUCAGCAGCAGGGAGCUGCCUAAACACCUCCUUGGAUAUGGCCAGGACCCACAGGGACACAGGGCAAGACCAGCCUUGCUUAUGGAGGCAGGACACCACAACCUGGCCCAUGGCUGUCACCUCCUGCCGAGUCCAAUCCCAGACUGGGAACCACCAUCUGGGACAGGACCUCCUGGCCUCCUUCACCUUUCUCAUCUCCAGAGCCCCGCCCCCAAUACUCUGUCUGGGUUAGGAUCUUGGGUAUGUCUUGGGCUUAAUUUGUCCUCUAACAA
Molecule: messenger RNA, 2034 nt
Organism: Nomascus leucogenys (northern white-cheeked gibbon)
Lineage: Eukaryota; Metazoa; Chordata; Mammalia; Primates; Hylobatidae
Gene: SLC22A13
Product: solute carrier family 22 member 13
Biological process (GO): transmembrane transport
Cellular component (GO): membrane
Molecular function (GO): transmembrane transporter activity
Source: RefSeq, a predicted model, not a curated record